Phyllopteryx taeniolatus (common seadragon) is the source of this 2403-nucleotide messenger RNA. RefSeq names its product dual specificity phosphatase 6 (gene dusp6). NCBI's taxonomy places the organism in Eukaryota, Metazoa, Chordata, Actinopteri, Syngnathiformes, Syngnathidae. Bases 407 to 1600 code for a protein of 397 amino acids. Gene Ontology annotation, biological process: negative regulation of ERK1 and ERK2 cascade; protein dephosphorylation; positive regulation of apoptotic process. Gene Ontology annotation, cellular component: cytoplasm; cytosol. The transcript has 3 exons. The record is from RefSeq and is a predicted model, not a curated record. Gene Ontology annotation, molecular function: protein tyrosine/threonine phosphatase activity; MAP kinase tyrosine/serine/threonine phosphatase activity.
ACAAUUCAUCAACACAGAAGGGGGGCAACAUAGAGAGAAAAGGGAGGGGGGUAUUCGCGCCUUCCGGCCACCGUUGCUAGGGCGACCGCCACUCGGCCCUUUUGUGAUUGGCUGGCGAUUGGAAUGCCGAUGCGAUGCCACGCCCCCUUCCUCCUCCGCCGCCAUUCAGGAGCUCGGCGGCGCUCUCAGGGCUUCAGUGCGCGAGAAGGAGGCGAAGACUCAUUCAAGUUCCGGGACGCUUGUUGGAAAUUCAAGCUCCUCGGACUUUAUUUGGCGUGAGCUCGUUGAGAAAGAAGCGGAGCGAAUGAGCAGGAAGCAGCCGUGGGAUUCAUUCAGAACCUCCCGACAUACACGGAGCCCAGCCGCCCAUUGAUAUAAUAGCGCUUUCCUCCCGAGACCCGUCUAAAUGCUGGACAAGUUCAAGCCCGUGGUCCCCUCGCAGAAGCUGCAGCCGCUCGACUCGGUGGUCAUGGCGGUGAGCAAGACGUCGGCGUGGCUCCGCGAGCAGCUGGACGCGCCGCGCCGCGACUGCCUCCUGCUGCUUAUGGACUGCCGCGGCCAGGAGCCGUACGAGUCGUCGCACGUCCAGGGCGCCAUCAGCGUGGCGCUGCCCGGCCUCAUGCUGCGCCGCCUUCGCAAGGGCAACCUACCUGUGCGGGCGCUGCUCGCCGACGGACCCGACCGGGAGCGGUUCGCGCGGCGGUGCAAGAGCGCCACCAUCGUGCUCUACGACGAGUACAGCCGCGAGUGGAACGAGAACGUGGACGGCGGCUCCGUGCUCGGGCUGCUGCUGCGCCGCAUGAAGGACGAGGGCUACAAGGCCUUCUACCUGGAAGGUGGCUUCAGCAAAUUCCAGGCAGAGUUCCCCAACCUGUGCGAUACCAACCUGGACGGCUCCUCCGACAGCAGCCCUCCCUCCACGCAGGUCCUGGGCCUGGGCGGUCUGCGCAUCAGCUCGGACUCGUCAGACAUCGAGUCAGACGUGGACCCUAGCAGCGCCACCGACUCAGAUGGCAGUCCACUGUCCAACCUGCAGUCGUCCUUCCCUGUGGAGAUCCUCCCCCAUUUGUACCUGGGCUGCGCCAAGGACUCCACCAACCUGGACGUGCUGGAGGAGUACGGAAUCAAGUACAUCCUCAACGUCACGCCAAACCUGCCCAACCUUUUUGAGAACGCUGGCGAAUUCAAGUAUAAGCAGAUCCCCAUCUCAGACCACUGGAGCCAGAACCUGUCACAGUUCUUCCCCGAGGCCAUCAACUUCAUUGACGAGGCUCGAGGUCAACACCGCGGCGUGCUGGUGCACUGCCUGGCCGGCAUCAGCCGCUCGGUGACGGUGACGGUGGCCUACCUGAUGCAGAAACUGCAGCUGUCCAUGAACGACGCCUACGACAUCGUCAAAACCAAGAAGUCCAACAUCUCACCCAACUUCAACUUCAUGGGCCAGCUGCUGGACUUUGAGCGCACGCUGGGCCUCAAGAGUCCGUGCGACAACCGGCCCACCACCGCCGCCGUCAUGACGCCGCCCAGUAGCCAGGCCCUCUACUUCACCACCCCUACCAACCACAACGUCUUCCAGCUGGACCCCCUGGAGUCCACGUGAGGGCGGGGUGGCAGUAGAACCCCCAUAAAAUCGCACAUUUGAGGGCCCAAAAAGUCCUGGAAAAAGUUUUCUGUCCAACGGGGGCGGCGGUCGCGACAAAGUGGGCCGGGGGCCGCGGUCCCUCCAAUAAAGUGUGUUCGAGCCGGACCACCAUUUUGAGUCGUGGACUCAAACUGACUUCUGUGAUCAUCUUCUGUGAAGACACAAAAUGGACGCUCUUGUGUAUAUAGUUGUUGAUUUUGCCAAAAAAAAAAAUCAUCAGUCAAUCAAAAAGGAGGCUUUUCCAUCUACGUGUAAUCUAUUGCAGUGCUUUCCCAACCACAUAUUGGAAAACUGUCAACAACAAAAAAAGUACAUAUACUGAAAUAAUUACAGUAAUUUACUCCCACAUCUACAGUGUGACUUCUGGGUUUGUUUAGAAGAGCAAAGAGCUUGCAGGAAUUGAAGACACACACGCACACACACGGAUCUUACCAGGACCAACUGAGUGAAUCAUAAAUGUAUGAUGAUAAUGAUGAUUACCCACAGCCCAGUUGUUUGUGAAUCACUGCUCUGAGCCAACAACAGGCCUUGUUUGCAAGCCCUCCCCUAACAAAUCAGUCCGGCUGAGGUUGCCUUAUUUAUCUAGCCUCCUCAUGUGACUUUCUGGGGUGCAGGUGUUUUGUUUUUGUUUUCUACUUCAGGGGGAAAAAUAUCAUGAUGAUGGGAGGAAAAAGACUGUGGACGCCUCCCUUCCUUCCUCCUCCUCCCCCCCUAUGAAUGUAAAGAUAACUUAUUAAUAAAUUGAUAUUUUGCCUACAAAA